AUGAACAAGGAGAAUGCCAAAUUGAGGGGGAAUCAACGGAAAUUGACGUUCCAGCGCCGCAAAAAGCCCAUUAAUCCAUUGCGGAUCGACCCAAAUGCGCCUGCAUCGCGAACAAGCACAUUCUUUGGUACAGUGGGGUCACCUAUUAAAAUGGGUCCAACACCUGGGGUAGGACGACGUGCACCCAAACUGUCACCACAACCAGAACCUGUUGAUUCAGAGGCUGCAACUUUAGAUCUUACCCAAAAAGUUGCGUUUCGUGAAGAGUUGCGGCGACAACAAAAGGCAAAGCAACGUGUUGAAAGAGCGAAAGAAAAAGAGAUUCAGCCAGAAGAAGAUGCCGUGGCGACUAUACGUAAUAACAAUGUUCGUGAACAACGUGAUCGUCGCGAUUCGACCGAGUUCUUGGGUGAACACAUGGAGCCAGUUCAACAACUGAAGCUAGAUGGAGCGAAGAAGGCCAAAAUUCCUCAUUUUCUGUCGGCAUGGUUCAAUGCUGGUCACGACACGAAGGCAACUACUGACACGGACAAUAGUGACACCGAGUCAACUAGGACAAAUUUGACCAUUAUAAGUGUCGGUGAUGGAGUUGUCAAGGCAGAACCAAUUGCACAAGAUACAGUGCCAGUUGCCAAACCUCCACCUGCGCCAGUGGAUGCAACAAAAGACAAGACAUUGAAACACCGUGCCACAAAUUACAGUCAAAGUAUUAAUUUUCACGAAAUAACAUUGGGUCGUAUGAUAGGCGAAGGGGCAUUUGGUAAAGUGCACGAGGGAAAGUGGCGUGGUAAAAGUGUGGCAGUCAAAUUGCUAAUUUGCCAAGAUUUGCGUAGUGACAUUUUGAAUGAGUUUCAGUCAGAAGUGGAAAUUAUGAGUGUGUUGCGACACCCAAAUAUUUGCCGACUUUUGGGUGCAUGCAUGGAACCACCUCAUCGUGCACUAGUAGUGGAGCUAUUACAACGUGGAUCACUAUGGGGUGUGUUACGUAUGAAUCGCAAGUCGAUUAACCAGGAAAUGCGCUCACGUUUUAUCUACGACACGGCCAAGGGCAUGUCGUAUCUGCACCAUUUCGAACGACCCAUUUUGCACCGGGAUUUAAAAAGUCCUAAUUUAUUGGUGGAUAAAAACUUUAAUAUCAAAUUAUCCGAUUUUGGACUUGCGCGUGUCAAGGCCCAUGUACAAACGAUGACUGGCAACUGUGGUACUGUUCAGUGGAUGGCACCAGAAGUUUUAGGGAAUCAAAAGUAUACAGAAAAAGCAGAUGUCUUUUCAUUUGGGAUUGUCAUUUGGGAAAUUGUGACAGGAGAGUGCCCAUAUGACGGAAUGAGUCAAAUUCAGGCUGCAUUGGGUGUACUCAAUCGCAAUUUGCGUCCAAAUAUCCCACGCGACUGCCCGCCAUUCUUUUCGCGACUAAUGAAAGCAUGUUGGAAUCGUCAGCCGGAGUUGCGUCCAACAUUUCCGCAUAUUGUCAAUGCGUUUCGUACGUAUCAAAGUUCAAUCUCAGAGUCGCGAGCAACGAGCAGCGCGGCAGCGUCUGCGAAGGCUGCAAUGGCUGCAUCUGUAGCUGCGUCAUAA
Molecule: messenger RNA, 1575 nt
Organism: Plasmopara halstedii
Lineage: Eukaryota; Oomycota; Peronosporomycetes; Peronosporales; Peronosporaceae
Product: tkl protein kinase
Exons: 1
Coding region: 1-1575 (524 amino acids)
Biological process (GO): protein phosphorylation
Molecular function (GO): protein kinase activity; ATP binding
Source: RefSeq, a predicted model, not a curated record